GACGAGGAGACGAUAAUUAGGGCGCUCCCAUCUGGAAACAUUUAUCAGCUAGUCCAACCGGCCAAACAAUUUCUUCUUUAUUUUCUCUCCUUUUAACGUCGUCAAUACGCCAAUCCCUACGUUGGUCUUUGCAUCCCGGCUUCCCUCUCCCCCUAAGCCGUCUGUCUCAUUCUCGUCUCCCCAGGCCCGGUAGCCGGAGGAGACGGAGACGGGAGAACUACCACGGCGUGCGACGGGGGGCCUUUCUUCCAGCACUAUGCUGAGAUUCAUACACCGGCGUCUCUUCGAGACACCAACGGAAUCCGUAGACAACUAUCUGGGCGUCGCCGUACCACUCGAGGAGGCGCACUGGUACAGCCACUCCCGGCGCACGGGGAAGACCGAAUUUGAGGAACGGGACCUGGAACGGCCCGGCGAUGAUGAUGCCGCUGAUGAGGAGGAUAACCGUCUCAAGGAUUCGGGUGCGGACGAGACGCGCGGCAUGCUGGAGAUGAGCGCCGCCGAGUACACCAUUGCCGGGCUUAGGAAAGAGGUCUGGUCAGGGAGGGGUGAUUUUACCGACUAUGAGCUCAAGUCCAAGUUGAUCAACAAGGCCAUCCAGGACAUUGGCAUGGGCAAGUAUAACUGGCAGUUGUUCGUGCUCUGCGGGUUUGGCUGGUUUGCCGACAAUCUUUGGAUGCAAGGCGUCUCGUUGACCCUCCCCUCCUUGUCGGCAGAAUUCGACAUCCCCGAAAAGACCGUCCGAUACACCACAAGCGCCCUCUUCAUCGGUCUCUGUUUCGGAAGCUUCUUCUGGGGCAUCGGCUCCGACAUUCUCGGCCGUAGACUAGCCUUCAACUGCACCCUCCUCAUCACCAGCAUCUUCGGUCUCAUGACAUCCUGGGCCCCGACCUGGGGCGCCACCUGCUUCCUCUACGCCGCUCUCGGCUUUGGCGUCGGCGGGAACCUCCCGGUCGACGGCGCCCUCUUCCUCGAGUUUCUGCCGGACGCCUCCAGCUCGCUGCUGACCCUCCUCUCCGUCUGGUGGCCCGUCGGCCAGCUGGUUUCGUCCAUCCUGGCCUGGUACUACAUCGCCAACUGGCCCGCCGACGAAGGGUGGCGGCUCUUCGUCUUCGUCGUCGGCCUCAUCACCCUCGCCAUGUUCGCCGUCCGCUGCUUCGCCUUCAACCUCUUUGAGUCCCCCAAGUUCCUCCUCUCGCGCGGCCGCCAAGCCGAGGCCAUCGCCGUCGUUCACGGCAUCGCCUAUCGAAACGGCACGAAGACCUGGCUGACCGAGGAGGUCCUCAACGCCGUGGUCGGUGGCACGGAUACCGAUGCGGACAUGAUGGACGCGGAUGCGGAGAGAAGCCUCGCCGUCACCAAAAAUGCUCUCAAGGACAAACUAAAAAACUUCUCCGGCGCGCGUCUGAGGCCGUUGUUCCAGAACAAGCUGCUCGGCCUGACCACCUCCCUCAUCUGGUUCUGUUGGACCACCAUCGGGAUGGGCUACCCUCUCUUCAACGCCUUCCUGCCCCAGUACUUUGCGCGCGUCAGCAACCCCGGCGGCGGCGGCGGCGGCGGCGGCGAUGGUGCCUCGCCCACACCCCCGGAAGACGGAUCCGUCCCGGCCUUGACCCCGGAAAUCUACCGCAAUUACGCCAUCACCUCGGUCAUGGGCAUCCCGGGCGCCCUGCUGGCCGCUUACCUCGUCGGCCACGAGUCGCCCUGGCUAGGCCGCCGCGGCACCCUGGCCAUAUCGACCUUCGUAUCCGCCAUUUUUCUCUUCCUCUUCGUCGAGCUCGGGACCACCGCGACUGCCCAGCUCUUCUUCUCCUGCGUCGAGGCCUUUACCCAGAACAUCAUGUACGGCGUCCUGUACGCCUUCACCCCGGAGAUCUUCCCCGGUCCCGUUCGCGGCGCGGGAACCGGGGUCGCGAGCUUCCUCAACCGCAUCGCUGGCCUUAUGGCUCCCCUAAUUGCCGCCAACGUCCCUGGCGACGGUACUACUGCGCCUGUCUUUAUAUCGGCCGCUCUCAUCCUGGCUGCUUUUGUUGCCAUGUGUCUGAUUCCCAUCGAAACGAGAGGCAGGCAAAGACUCUAACGUUGUUACCACCCACUCUCCGUGGAAACUCCUUUUUACUUACUUAUCAAGGCACAUGCCUGCAAUUUUUUAUUUCUUCUUCUUUUUUUUCAUGAUAUUGAAAGAGAACAAUCUGUGGCAUACAAUACAUCCGGUGGGGGCAGAAUUGGAUAUCCCAUUAGCGGUAUUAAAUGGGUUUCUGCAUAACGGCGUUGGUUCGGGAUAUUAUAGGCUUCGGGUGGCCUCCCUUCCCUCAUCGGGGACUAUGAGAAUCACAGGAUAUACUAUGUACACUACCGGUUUUUGACAUCCCUCUAGCAUGACUUUGAAAUAUAUCUUGGUGGCAGCACCGGCUGAUUUCUGGGAGCCUU
Sodiomyces alkalinus F11 is the source of this 2430-nucleotide messenger RNA. Its product is annotated as major facilitator superfamily transporter. NCBI's taxonomy places the organism in Eukaryota, Fungi, Ascomycota, Sordariomycetes, Glomerellales, Plectosphaerellaceae. Bases 257 to 2080 code for a protein of 607 amino acids. The transcript is spliced from 4 exons. Gene Ontology annotation, cellular component: membrane. The record is from RefSeq and is a predicted model, not a curated record. Gene Ontology annotation, biological process: transmembrane transport. Gene Ontology annotation, molecular function: transmembrane transporter activity.